GGAAGUUAUUCGUGUCGCCAUGAAUAAAAACAUACACCCGACGAUUCACGAUUCUCCUUUUUAAAUAUUAACCUCGCGUCUCUAAGUUUGAAAAAUUAAAAAAAAACGAAUAAUAUUUAGGAUUCUUGUUAGUUUUAUAAAAAUAAAUUAAAAAUUUUUUGAGAUCUAGUUAGUGUAAAAUCUGUUUAAGUCGGAAGAUUAUAGAUAAAAAUGUUUCUCUGGGACUGGUUUGCCGGAAUUUUAAAUUAUCUAGGUUUGUACAAAAAGUCAGGUAAAUUAGUGUUUCUUGGUCUGGACAAUGCAGGAAAAACGACUUUAUUACAUAUGUUGAAAGACUCACGUAUGGCCCAACACGUGCCUACACUACAUCCCACAUCAGAAGAGUUAACAAUGGGUGGUAUGAGGUUCACGACCUUUGACCUGGGAGGUCACGAACAGGCGCGAAGGGUUUGGAAAGAUUACUUUCCUGCUGUUGACGGCAUAGUCUUCCUCGUCGACUGCUUUGAUAAGGCCAGAUUAAAUGAGGCCAGGAAAGAGUUACAAAGUUUACUGGCAGACGAGCAAAUAGCAAAUGCUCCAGUUUUGAUACUUGGUAACAAAAUAGAUUUGUCAGGAGCAUGCAGUGAGGAUGAGAUUCGUUAUAUGUUCGGUCUACACAGUAUUGCUACUGGAACGGGAAUAAGGCCCCGAAGUGAAUUGAACAGGCGUCCUGUUGAACUGUUCAUGUGCUCAGUACUAAAGAGGCAGGGGUAUGGGGAUGGAUUUCGUUGGCUUGCUCAGUACAUUAAUUAAUUAACUGAUUGAUUAAAUAAUUAAUUAAUUAAUUUGUUAUUUAAUUGAUUGAUUGGUUAGUUGCUUGGUUGAUUAAAUUGAUCAAUUGAAUGUCAUUACAAACAAUUUUUUCUCUGUUACCUGUUUGUUAGAAUGUCAGUGUGUUUGUGUGUGUACAGGUAUGGUUAUGUUAGCUUG
Molecule: messenger RNA, 969 nt
Organism: Helobdella robusta
Lineage: Eukaryota; Metazoa; Annelida; Clitellata; Rhynchobdellida; Glossiphoniidae
Exons: 7
Coding region: 211-792 (193 amino acids)
Biological process (GO): membrane organization; endoplasmic reticulum to Golgi vesicle-mediated transport; intracellular protein transport
Cellular component (GO): endoplasmic reticulum exit site; COPII vesicle coat
Molecular function (GO): GTP binding; GTPase activity
Source: RefSeq, a predicted model, not a curated record